Alligator mississippiensis (American alligator) is the source of this 2260-nucleotide messenger RNA. RefSeq names its product protein kinase cAMP-activated catalytic subunit alpha (gene PRKACA). Gene Ontology annotation, molecular function: ATP binding; cAMP-dependent protein kinase activity; protein kinase A regulatory subunit binding. NCBI's taxonomy places the organism in Eukaryota, Metazoa, Chordata, Crocodylia, Alligatoridae. The transcript is spliced from 10 exons. The record is from RefSeq and is a predicted model, not a curated record. Gene Ontology annotation, biological process: peptidyl-serine phosphorylation. Gene Ontology annotation, cellular component: cAMP-dependent protein kinase complex; nucleus. Bases 62 to 1204 code for a protein of 380 amino acids.
GAGCCACGGGCCAGAGGUAGCUGGCCCCAGCCCCACCCCCAGCAAGGCCAAGGGGGGCAAGAUGUCGGCACUGCAGAGGCUGGAGAGCCUGGCCGGGCGCAUCUUCUCCUGGGGUCCACGGGGGGACCCUGGGGAUCCUGAAAGCACAGGGAGGGUUCCUGAGACAGAGCAUGCAGCCGCCUGGAACCAGCAGAUGAAGGAGUUCCUGGCCAAAGCCAAAGAAGAUUUCCUCAAGAAAUGGGAGAGCCCAUCACAGAACACAGCCAGUCUGGACCAGUUUGAUCGCAUCAAGACGCUGGGCACAGGCUCCUUCGGGCGUGUGAUGCUGGUGAAGCACAAGGAGACAGGCAACCACUAUGCCAUGAAGAUCCUGGAUAAGCAGAAGGUGGUGAAGCUGAAGCAGAUUGAGCACACCCUCAAUGAGAAGCGCAUCCUCCAGGCUGUCAACUUCCCCUUCCUCGUCAAGCUCGAGUACUCCUUCAAGGACAACUCCAACCUGUACAUGGUGAUGGAAUAUAUCCCAGGCGGGGAGAUGUUCUCCCAUCUACGGCGAAUCGGGAGGUUCAGCGAGCCUCAUGCCCGGUUCUACGCGGCCCAGAUCGUGCUGACCUUCGAGUACCUGCACUCACUUGACCUCAUCUACCGUGACCUCAAGCCCGAGAACCUGCUCAUCGAUCAGCAGGGCUACAUUGAGGUGACAGAUUUCGGCUUUGCCAAGAGGGUGAAGGGGCGCACCUGGACGCUGUGUGGGACCCCUGAGUACCUGGCACCCGAGAUCAUCCUGAGCAAGGGGUAUAACAAGGCUGUGGACUGGUGGGCCCUGGGUGUCCUCAUCUACGAGAUGGCGGCUGGCUACCCCCCCUUCUUCGCGGACCAGCCCAUCCAGAUCUAUGAGAAAAUCGUCUCCGGGAAGGUGCGGUUCCCGUCGCACUUCAGCUCGGACCUCAAGGACCUGCUGCGCAACCUGCUCCAGGUCGACCUCACCAAGCGCUUCGGAAACCUCAAGAAUGGCGUCGCGGACAUCAAGAACCACAAGUGGUUUGGUACCACUGACUGGAUUGCUGUCUACCAGCGCAAGGUGGAAGCCCCCUUCAUACCAAAGUGCAAAGGCCCCGGCGACACAAGCAACUUUGAUGACUAUGAGGAGGAGGAGAUCCGUGUCUCACUCACCGAGAAGUGCGCCAAGGAGUUUGCCGAGUUCUAGGCUGGGCUGGGCUGGGGGCUAUGCGGGGGGUGGGGCGGGGUGUAAUGGGGGGCGCAUCCACCCACAUCUGGGUAAUUGGGGCAGGGGGCAAGACAGGGAGCCCCAUCACCUGCCCCCCUGGCAGUGCCCAUCCCUGCCACCCCAGCUUUCUCACUAGCUUUAAUUUUGGGGGCUGGAGGACACUUCUAUGGCCAUCUGUUUGUUACCCAUCACCCCCUUGGGGGGGAUCAGACCCCCUAGGGGGCAAUUAGACCCUAUCCCUGGGAGGGGGUCAGAGCUCCUUGCCCCCCUGGAGGACAGUUAGGUCCCUCUCCCUGUUCCCCCUUCCCACCCUUCCUGGGGUGGAUCAGACCCUUCUGCCCCUGCCCCUUGUUUUAUAAUUGCCUUUUUUGUGGCAUCCAGUUCCCCUUUUUAAUGACAGAACAUGAGAAAUCGGCUCUUUCCAGGGAGGAAAUAAAAAGUACCCAGUUUUAAGCUCCAAGCCAGUCCCCUGUUCCUCCCACAACCCUCUGUCCUACCCCCCACCCAGCCAACUGGGAUUUUAAUGCUGGGUUUUAAUGGGAAUAGAAGUGGGUUUGGAGGGGGAGGAGUUUUCUCCCCCCCCCCCCCCCCCCGUUGAAACUGAGGUAAUUUUCAGCCCCCCCCCCAAUCUGUCUGUCUGUAUGAGGGGCACUGGGGUCCUAGCUGGAGUCGGGGGGGCUGAUAGACCCCCAUUUAAUUGUCAUAAGUCCCUCCCUUAUAGACUCAAGAGCUGGUUGCAUUGGGGCUGGGGUGGCGUAAAAGAUAACCCCCUUCCCCAUGUUGGGGGGGGUCUGUCUCCAUCACUAGCUCCCCCCCAUCAGCCCUGCCCCCCUAAGAUUCCUGGGGGUCUCAUCUCUCCUUGCCCCUCCAUUCCUGGCCCUAUUGUGCUCCUGGUCUUAUGCAGGGAGGGCUAUAGGCUGACAGAUGGGGGGUGUAACAUCAUGCACCAUCUGCCCACCCAGGUGCAGGGGAGUGUCUGGGAAGGGGCUGGGCUGUCUCUAUUCAUCUCCUCCCCCUCCCCCCCCAAUUUAUUCC